Tripterygium wilfordii is the source of this 2638-nucleotide messenger RNA. RefSeq names its product ABC transporter G family member 7. Bases 87 to 2285 code for a protein of 732 amino acids. Gene Ontology annotation, cellular component: membrane. NCBI's taxonomy places the organism in Eukaryota, Viridiplantae, Streptophyta, Magnoliopsida, Celastrales, Celastraceae. The record is from RefSeq and is a predicted model, not a curated record. The transcript has 12 exons. Gene Ontology annotation, molecular function: ATP binding; ATP hydrolysis activity; ABC-type transporter activity.
CGUUUCAUCCAAAACCAUAUCAAGCCAACGUUCGCUCCGCGCUUAGCUUAUGCUUCAACUGAGAUAGGUAGUUCAAGAAGAAGAAGAUGGUUCGUCUUGGAGGGAAAAUGGUGGGCCGGGUAGCUAAAUUUGGCGGGAACGGCGUGGGACAGAUUCUGGCGGCCAUAGCAGCAGCCUUGUUGGUUCGCUUGUUUGCAGGUCCCGGCCCCGCGAUGCUGCCGGAGAACGAGGACGUCGAAGAGGACAUGAUGGACCAAAUCUCCGAAGAUGGUGACGCCAGCGAAGCUCCUAGUUCCGGAAAAAUUCGUCCGGUGACCAUCCGAUGGAGGAACAUCACAUGUUCCCUCUCUAACAAAUCCUCUAAAUUGGUAAGGUUUCUGCUAAAAAAUGUGACUGGGGAGGCGAAGCCCGGGAGAUUGCUGGCAAUUAUGGGGCCAUCAGGGUCAGGAAAGACAACACUGCUCAAUGUACUGGCAGGUCAGCUAAUGGCAUCCCCGAGUUUUCAUUUAUCAGGCUAUUUGGAAAUCAAUGGGAAGCCGUUUUCAAACAAAUCUUCCAAGUUCGCUUAUGUGAGACAGGAGGAUCUGUUCUUCUCACAGCUGACGGUGCGCGAGACACUGUCUCUUGCUGCUGAGCUUCAACUUCCAGAAAUAUUGUCCGCGGAAGAGAGAGAUGAUUACGUGAAUAAUUUAUUGUUCAAACUGGGCUUGGUUAGCUGUGCUAAUUCCAAUGUUGGUGAUGCAAAAGUUCGUGGAAUCAGUGGUGGUGAAAAGAAACGUCUAUCCUUGGCUUGUGAACUUAUUGCAAGCCCAUCUGUCAUAUUUGCUGAUGAGCCCACAACUGGGCUUGAUGCUUUCCAGGCUGAGAAAGUGAUGGAAACUCUUCAACAAUUGGCGCAGGAUGGACAUACUGUAAUUUGUGCUAUACACCAACCUAGAGGAUCAGUCUAUGUGAAAUUUGACGACAUUGUGUUGCUAACAGAGGGUGCACUUGUUUAUGCUGGUCCUGCAGGAGAUGAACCACUAAAAUACUUCUCAAAAUUUGGGUACCAAUGCCCAGAUCACGUGAAUCCUGCUGAAUUUUUGGCUGAUCUCAUAUCCAUUGACUACAGUUCUUCUGAAAGUGCCUACUCUUCUCAAAAAAGAAUAGAUGGCCUUGUCGAGUCUUUUGCACACCUCUCAUCUGCAAUUCUUUAUUCAUCUCCACUAACCAGAAGUGGUGGUUUUAAGGAUGGCAUGAAAUUCAGCAAGGAUAAAAUUUUAAAGGGGAAAGGGGGUUGGUGGAGGCAAUUCUGGCUACUUCUUAAACGUGCAUGGAUGCAGGCUUCUCGUGAUGGGCCAACAAACAAAGUUCGGGCAAGAAUGUCCAUUGCAUCUGCUAUAAUCUUUGGGUCGGUUUUCUGGAGAAUGGGAAGAUCUCAGACAUCAAUACAAGAUAGAAUGGGAUUACUUCAGGUGGCUGCAAUAAACACGGCUAUGGCAGGCCUUGUGAAGACUAUAGGUGUGUUUCCCAAGGAACGUGCCAUCGUUGAUAGAGAGCGGGCUAAGGGUUCUUAUGCAUUAGGACCCUAUUUGCUUUCUAAAUUGAUAGCUGAAACCCCUGUUGGAGCAGUGUUCCCAUUAAUGUUUGGUGCCAUACUGUACCCAAUGGCUAAUCUUCAUCCUUUGUUCUCCAGAUUUGGAAAGUUUUGUGGGAUUGUGACUGUGGAAUCAUUUGCUGCAUCUGCAAUGGGUCUAACUGUGGGGGCAAUGGUUCCAACAACUGAAGCUGCAUUGGCCGUCGGGCCUCCACUUAUGACAGUUUUCAUUGUGUUUGGUGGCUACUAUGUCAAUACAGAAAAUACACCUAUUAUCUUCAGAUGGAUUCCUCGUUUUUCUUUAAUAAGAUGGGCUUUUCAAGGGCUUUGCAUCAAUGAGUUUGAAGGUUUGCAGUUUGAUCAUCAAAAUUCAUAUGAUAUUCAAACUGGGGAACAGGCACUUGAACGGCUCUCUUUUGGAGGGAGUCGAAUUAGGGAUACAGUGAUAGCACAAAGUAAAAUAAUGUGCUUCUGGUAUUGCACCACUUACCUUCUCAUGGAGAAAAACAAGCCCAAAUACCAACGGCUUGAGCAACCUCCUCCGGCAGAACCCCCUCUGGUGGUACAGAUUGAGCCUUCAGAUUCCGACCAAUUUGAACAAUUUGAACAAGUUGAACGACCUCCAUCUAAUGAAGUCGAAUCAAACCAGCAACUUGAGUCACCUCCCUUUGACCAAGUCCGACCAUUUAUACUAGAAGGUGCUAAGUAAAGAGGAUGUCUUGCAAUUAAGAGUGGCCUCGUGCCUUUUUGGGCAAUUGAGCUGGUUUUAUGAAACUUGUCAACAUCCACAGAGUUUAUUUCUGUGUACUUAAAUGUCUAAAUUUAGAAUGCUGCUCCACAUAAACUCCUUUUCUUAAGGAAUUUGAUAGCGGAUCCCCGGGUGUUGACAUUCAGUAGAUGUUCAAUAAUAUUCCUGAAGUCUUCCUCAUUUGCAGGUUGCAACAUGAAUGAAAUGUUAAUUCUCCAACUCCCAUCUCCUUUUGAUGUUUCCUUCUUAUUUUGUUCUUGGUCUUGAUCUUAUUGAUAUCAAAGAUUAAUAAAAUUUGUACAAGUUUUCUAUCA